AUGGCAACCCAACUGGGCCCAUUCCAUGCUGGCUUCAGCCGUCCCAAGCGUCUAACUCUGGCUGAGAUCGAGGCUGUUGCCAAUGGCAUCAACAACAGCAAAUAUCAGCCAAGCCGGCGCGGUUCUCAGAUGGUGAGUGAAUGGGUCCGGAAUCAGGCAAGGCCUCGUAACAGUGGGAACUUGAUGAGCCUGGAUCAUUUAGCCACCUUUUUCAACCCUAAUCAGCGAAUCGGCUUGCCGUUGGGCAGUCGAUUUCCCCGUUCUGUUAGCAUCGCAAAUACCAAUCGGCCAACGCAUUCGUCUCUUAUAGCCCCAUCAGGCGGGCUCAAACGCAAAGCAUCACGCCUGGAUCGCGAGGGUUUUGUUAUCCUCCAGGAGCCGCCCCAUAAGCAAAGACGUGGGCUUGGAUCCAGGACGGUCAUAGAUCUGACGGGAGAGGAGCCCCGGAGAAACAGGUCCUUUCUUGGUCAUCGGGACGAGGAUGUUAUCAUUAUUGAUCCGCCAGCUGCUGAGAUUCGUUCUGACAUCCGGCGACUCGCCCUCGGGCCCCUCGAAAAUGAGAUCCAUGCAGAGGAAGCAAGUGGGCGACAACGACCUGGCCCUGGCCCUUUGAUGGCUGGCGGGCCCCGUGCGUCAUCUGGGAGAAACAGGCCAAGGCCGGCGCCCACACAGUCGCAGACUCCAAGUCUUGACCGAGCUGGACCGGAAAACCGCGGAAGUCAAGCACGUCUGGCAAACUUAGUGCAAGAGAGAGACCAGCCUCAGGCCGCCAAGUCUGUAUUCCAGUUCUUCGCCUUGGCUGGCGAGAUUCGUGACAACAUAUACCGACACCUGCUCGUCUCAGCCAAGCCUAUCCAUGUCAAGGCUCUCUGGACAGAGGUAACUCGACGCAUCAGUCCCCGCGGACGCCACAUGGGCAUCGAUGAGACCAUUAAACCAAGUAUCCUGCUGGCGUGCCGCCAAGCUGCUGCCGAAGGCACCCGCGUUCUGUACUCGGAGAACACAUUCCUCUACCUGCUGCGGGAUCCGGAAGCUGCUGAAAGUAAUAACAGCAGUGGAGGUAGUGGUGGAGGGCGAAACAAGCGGACUGGCAGAGGACGGGGUACUCCUCUCUUUAACCUGGCCAAAUAUGGUCAUCUCAUUCGGCACAUGGCCAUCGAGCUGGAGCCUAACCGCACGGGUGCUCCAUACCAGGAGCUGAUGGCCAGGGCGCUCGAAGUCCUGGUCCCUUCCCCUGCCUCGUCCGGCAUUCCAUCCAGUCCGUGCAUUCAUCUGCACAUGCUGACUAUCAGCGUCUCCCCAUUGCCGGUGCCUGGCCAGCGUACCGUUCGCUCCGCAGGGUCCGACAGCAACGGCUCCGGCAUGGCCAACUCGGACGGCCGUUAUCUGAGCGUCGUGAACCUUUUCAACAGGGGUGCGCGGGUCCUCAAGGCGCUACAGCGUAUCGACACGAACUUCUUGCGCAUAAACGUCCACGUCAACUCGAACACCAGAAAUUCCAUCCACGACGAGUCACCCUUUGACGAGACAAGCGAUUCAGAUUCGGACGUCGACAGUCUCUCGGAUGGAGAGACAGCGUCUCAAGCUCUGCGCGUGCGGAAGCCCAGGCAGAGGCAUCUUGAGACUACAAUCGACCUGCGAUACCUUCCACGUCACAUGGAGGCCCUCCGCCGCGAGCCAGUCCUGGGAAAUCUCUGGGAGGGUGACGUAUUAAUGCAGGAAGAGCGCAAGAAGCGGGGUGUCGGGGCGGCCAGGGCUCUGAACGACAUGCGCAGGCACAUCGAGGAGGCUUGUGAGUGGCCUGAGAAGGCGGUCGCGGGUGGGUUCUGGGAGGACCACUCGGUUGCGGAGCGGAAUCGCAGGAAAGCGAAGGCUAGGGACGAGGCUAGGUUCGAUGAAGAUACCGGCGCGUUCGAUAGGGUGGGAAAUGUUAGAGGUGAGGAUGCUGACGGUCGGGUGCACUGGCCGAUGAAGUCGCUGAUCAUUUCUAUUGAUCGAGUCGGAGGAGACUUACGCGCUUACCGGGCGUAA
Molecule: messenger RNA, 2031 nt
Organism: Canariomyces notabilis
Lineage: Eukaryota; Fungi; Ascomycota; Sordariomycetes; Sordariales; Chaetomiaceae
Exons: 1
Coding region: 1-2031 (676 amino acids)
Source: RefSeq, a predicted model, not a curated record